Messenger RNA from Lasiosphaeria miniovina, 2506 nucleotides. RefSeq lists its product as uncharacterized. The transcript has 3 exons. The record is from RefSeq and is a predicted model, not a curated record. NCBI's taxonomy places the organism in Eukaryota, Fungi, Ascomycota, Sordariomycetes, Sordariales, Lasiosphaeriaceae. Gene Ontology annotation, molecular function: protein binding; transcription regulator activity; DNA binding. The coding region runs from base 112 to 2160 and encodes 682 amino acids. Gene Ontology annotation, cellular component: SBF transcription complex; MBF transcription complex.
AAAAAUUAGGUGGCCUGUCGAUGAAUCAUUUCUGCCAACCUCCCCACCCCCCCCCCGGACGCUUGACCUAGGCUUACUUCCAGCCUCUGACCAUCGCGCGGGCUCGGCAACAUGGCGAAGGGAACUACAGAGGCCGGCAUCUACAGUGCCACAUAUAGUGGUAUCCCUGUGUGGGAGUUCCAGUUCGGGCCCGACUUGAAAGAACAUGUUAUGCGCCGUCGCCAGGACGACUGGAUCAAUGCGACACAUAUUUUGAAGGCCGCCGGCUUCGACAAGCCCGCCCGUACUCGCAUCCUUGAGCGGGAGGUUCAGAAGGAGGUACACGAGAAAAUACAGGGCGGAUAUGGAAAGUAUCAAGGCACGUGGAUUCCUCUUGAACAGGGCGAGUCCCUUGCUCUCCGAAAUAACAUCUACGACCGGCUACGGCCCAUCUUCGAGUUCCAGCCAGGCACCGAAACCCCCCCGCCUGCGCCGAGACAUACCAGCAAGCCCAAGGCCCCAAAGGCCAGGCCUGCUGUUCCUAAAUGGGGCAGUAAGUCGCACAAGAAAACCCCAUCGCAAGCCAGCAACGUCUCACAUGGUCCCAAAGGUGCCCCUGUACAAGAGGAGUUCGAGCAGGCAGAUUCCCAGCUGCCGGAAGAUGACACCCCGGACAACUUGACAGUAGCCUCGGCCUCGUACAUGGGAGAAGACGACCGCUACGACACGGCACAAUUCUCAACAGGCCACAGGAAACGAAAGCGCGAGGAGAUGAUACAAGACCUCACACAGCAGCAGCACGCCAUGUAUGGGGACGAGCUGCUCGACUACUUCUUACUCUCUAGGAACAAACAACCCACCAUCCGCCCAGACCCCCCAACCAACUUCCAGCCCGACUUCGAAAUCGACACAGAGCGUCAUACCGCUCUACACUGGGCAUCCGCCAUGGGCGACGUCGAUGUCAUCAAGCAACUGAAGCGCUUUGGUGCAAAUUUAAGAGCGCAGAACGUGCGCGGCGAGACGCCCCUCAUGCGAGCCGUCAACUUCACCAAUUGCUACGAGAAACAGACAUUCCCACUUAUCAUGAAGGAGCUAUUUGGUACCGUCGAAGCCCGGGAUGCAUCGGGCUGCACCGUCAUACACCACGCGGCAGUUAUGAAGAGUGGGCUCGUCACAAGUCACUCGUGCUCGCGGUACUAUCUAGACAACAUUCUGAACAAGCUGCAGGAAACACACCAUCCCGACUUUGUGCAGCAGCUACUUGACGCCCAGGACCAAGAAGGCAAUACUGCGGUGCAUCUUGCUGCGCAAAGAGACGCCCGUAAAUGCAUACGCGCGCUUCUUGGCCGCGGCGCAUCCACCGAUAUCCCAAACAGCGAAGGCAUUAGGGCUGAGGAUUUGAUCAAGGAGCUCAACGCCUCAAAGUCCAAGACCAUCCGCUCAGGCCCGCAACGCUCGUCCAGUCCAUUCGCGCCAGAAUCGCAACAGCACAAUGCGUUUCGCGACGCGGUCGCCGACUCAGCCAAGCUAGCUGCCAGCUACCAAAGCGAUGCAGCCAACACGGUACAGUCGCGCAUCACGCCUCUGGUGCUCCAGAAGUUCCAGGACCUGGCACGGAGCUUUGACGACGAGUUUAAGGAGAACGACGACGCGGAAAGAGAGGCGCGGCGUAUUCUUCUCAAUACUCAGGCCGAACUAAACAACCUGCGAGCGUCCGUCGCCGAUCUCGAAUCACGCGUCGAGGCUGACGAGGCCGCCGCCAAGACCAAUGAAGACUCCACCAAUGCGCGAAAUAAGGUACUCGCCUUCGUGACCCACCAGAACCGUAUCGCCGUGCAGGAAGCGGUCGAGCAUGAGUUGGGUAUGGUGGUGAACGGGGACGGCGGCGGCGCCAAUGGGCAGGACGUCGACACUUACGAGAACCGUCUCCGCCUGGCCGCGGAGCUGCAGAGGAUCCUCCAGGAGCAGCGCGCCAUCGAGACCGAGUACGUCGAGGCCCGUGGCAUGCUGGGCACGGGCGAGAAAAUCGACAAGUACCGCCAUCUUCUCGAGAGCUGUCUUCCGCCCGAGGACCAGGAGAUGUUGGACGAGAACCUCGAUGGCAUGAUCCGCAUGAUGGAAGACGAAUCCGAGGUCAUGGGAGGCGGCGGUGGCGAGCCAAUGGAGAUAUCCGCGCUGUAAGAGGAUGAAGGGGCUUGCGUUUUUACGUAUUCUCUUUGGAUCCAGGGCCUUUCUUCCAAUUACUGUGUGCACACGCCCUCCUAGAAGAUGUCUUGUCUUCUUGGCACGUGGGUCCUUCUCCAUGCGUAUUCCGUGUUCUUGACGACUGUAAUUGACUUGGAAAUAUUGUCGACGUCUUUUUUUUAAUAGUGGCAAUACUACAUGGUAGGGGGGUUGGUCACCGGGCUGCCCCUUCUCCCUCUUCCUCGCGCACACCCCCUUUUCUCUUAUCGGUCGGACAGAGCUUGUGUUGGUAUCCGGCGUUCAGUGGUUAUCGAUCUUCUCAUCACUUACCAAUCCUAGGUUG